Molecule: messenger RNA, 3492 nt
Organism: Ficedula albicollis (Collared flycatcher)
Lineage: Eukaryota; Metazoa; Chordata; Aves; Passeriformes; Muscicapidae
Gene: RPS6KA2
Product: ribosomal protein S6 kinase A2
Exons: 21
Coding region: 45-2246 (733 amino acids)
Biological process (GO): intracellular signal transduction; protein phosphorylation
Molecular function (GO): ATP binding; magnesium ion binding; ribosomal protein S6 kinase activity
Source: RefSeq, a predicted model, not a curated record
UCUCCGCGCAGCUCCUCCGUGCUCCGCGCCGCCGGGACAGGGCGAUGGACAUGAACAUGAAGAAGUUCACAGUGCGUCGCUUCUUCUCCGUCUAUCUCCGCAAGAAGUCUCGGUCAAAGAGCUCGAGCCUGAGUAGAUUUGAGGAAGAAGGUAUCGUGAAGGAAAUAGACAUCAGUCAUCAUGUCAAGGAAGGUUUUGAAAAAGCAGAUCCUUCUCAGUUUGAGCUGUUGAAAGUAUUAGGACAAGGUUCCUAUGGAAAGGUAUUUCUAGUCAGGAAGAUAAAAGGAUCUGAUGCAGGCCAGCUUUAUGCCAUGAAGGUACUCAAGAAGGCAACUCUGAAAGUUCGGGAUCGGGUGCGAUCUAAAAUGGAGAGAGAUAUUUUGGCAGAAGUGAACCAUCCUUUCAUAGUCAAGCUUCAUUAUGCAUUUCAAACAGAAGGAAAGUUGUAUCUAAUACUAGAUUUCCUGCGGGGAGGGGACCUUUUCACCAGACUCUCCAAAGAGGUGAUGUUUACAGAAGAGGAUGUCAAGUUCUACUUAGCUGAGCUGGCCUUGGCAUUAGACCACCUCCAUGGUCUUGGAAUUAUUUACAGGGAUCUAAAACCAGAAAACAUUCUUCUUGAUGAAGAGGGUCACAUUAAGAUAACAGAUUUCGGUCUGAGUAAAGAGGCCAUCGACCACGACAAGCGGGCGUACUCGUUCUGCGGCACCAUCGAGUACAUGGCCCCGGAGGUGGUGAACCGGCGCGGGCACACGCAGAGCGCUGACUGGUGGUCCUUUGGCGUGCUCAUGUUUGAGAUGCUGACGGGAUCGUUACCCUUCCAGGGAAAAGACAGGAAGGAGACAAUGGCACUCAUUCUCAAAGCCAAGCUGGGGAUGCCGCAGUUCUUGAGCAUAGAAGCGCAGAGCCUGCUGCGAGCCCUGUUCAAAAGGAACCCCUCCAACAGAUUGGGUGCUGGGUUUGAUGGAGUGGAAGAAAUUAAACGCCACCCUUUCUUUGUUACUAUAGACUGGAACAAACUGUACAGAAAAGAAAUCAAGCCCCCCUUCAAGCCCGCGGUGGGGCGGCCAGAAGACACCUUUCAUUUUGAUCCAGAGUUCACAUCUCGGACCCCCACAGAUUCCCCAGGUGUUCCUCCAAGUGCCAAUGCUCAUCAUCUUUUCAGAGGGUUCAGCUUUGUUGCCUCUAACUUGGUGCAGGAGCCUGCUCAGCAAGACGUGCACAAAAUCACUGUUCACCCAAUUGUGCAGCAGUUACAUGGGAACAACAUUCAUUUUACUGAUGGAUACGAGAUCAAGGAGGACAUAGGGAUUGGCUCCUACUCAGUGUGCAAGAGAUGUGUUCACAAAGCUACAGAAACGGAGUUUGCAGUGAAGAUAAUUGAUAAGAGCAAGAGAGACCCCUCUGAAGAAAUUGAGAUACUCUUGCGAUAUGGACAGCAUCCAAACAUCAUUACUCUUAAAGAUGUCUAUGAUGAUGGGAAAUUCGUGUACCUGGUGAUGGAGCUGAUGCGGGGAGGCGAGCUGCUGGACCGCAUCCUUCGGCAGAAGUGUUUCUCGGAGCGGGAGGCCAGCGCUGUGCUGUGCACCAUCACCAGGACUGUGGACUACCUACACUCUCAGGGCGUGGUGCACCGAGAUCUCAAGCCAAGUAAUAUCCUCUACAUGGACGAGUCAGGAAACCCAGACUCUAUCAGGAUCUGUGACUUUGGGUUUGCCAAGCAACUCAGAGCGGAGAACGGGCUGCUCAUGACUCCCUGCUACACAGCCAACUUUGUCGCUCCUGAGGUCCUCAAACGCCAAGGUUAUGAUGCAGCCUGUGACAUUUGGAGCUUGGGGAUCCUGCUGUACACCAUGCUGGCAGGAUUCACUCCUUUUGCAAAUGGACCAGAUGACACCCCAGAGGAGAUUCUGGCCAGGAUUGGCAGUGGCAAAUAUGCUCUUACAGGAGGAAACUGGGAUUCAGUAUCUGAUACUGCAAAGGACAUUGUGUCUAAGAUGCUUCAUGUAGACCCUCAUCAGCGCCUCACAGCAGUCCAGGUCCUGAGACAUCCAUGGAUAGUGAACAGGGAGUACCUGUCUCAAAACCAACUCAGCAGACAGGAUGUUCACCUGGUUAAGGGUGCAAUGGCAGCCACUUAUUUUGCUUUAAACCGAGCACCUCAGGCACCAAGGCUGGAGCCUGUAUUGUCCUCCAAUCUGGCUCAACGGCGAGGAAUGAAAAGACUUACCUCUACCAGAUUGUAGCAGUACCCCCAAAAGGCCUCCUUGAAAACCCACAGUUUAUUAUUUGAGAAAUUCAUCUAUUCUUGGCUAGCUGAACUUUUUUGGACAACCUGCACACGAAAUUGCCAGAACUAGCAGAAGCCCACAUAAGGCAAAGUUCUCAUUUGCUACAUCUUUUCUUUUACAUUCCAGCCAGGGUCCUUGAGUUCAACAACUUCACAAAGAUGUGCCAGUUUUGCCAGUAGCUCUGUUUCUUUACUGAGAUAAAGCCAAAUGAAAUAGGUGAGCUCCAUCCUUUCCACCCUAGGAAAGCUAUUUUUGAGUCCAUAAGAUGUUCCAUGGGAACAGUUUUCAUUUUGUUUCUCAAGAAAAGCACUUUUUGCUAUGAAGAACGAGUCGGGUUAGAAUGCUGUUCCAGCAUGUGUCAUGAUGAAGUGACUUGGCUGGUCGCCGGUAGACAUCUACUGAUCUCCACUCACCCCAGGAAGAGUGAAUGCUGCAGGGACACACAAGUAACACCUUUUUCAGCACAAGUGCUAUACAACAUGAGGUAGAGAGAGCUGCUGGUGGUGGAAAUACCUUCUGUUUCUGAGGAAUCUUUUGCACUUUGCCCCUGCCUUCUCUGGAAUGAAGCUAGCACCUCUCAAGGAGAGUGUGCCACCAGUUCUGACUUGCUGAAAAGUCUCAGAGAGCAAAAAACCUCUGAGAAACUCGAUCUUCUGAGGAAAAGAAUGGGUCUUGUGAGACUGUGGGAAGGCAUUAGUGUAAAGCAGUGUGGAACAGGCAAGAGAAAGAUGCCUGGUCUUGGCCAGCAAGCAGGUCUGGGAGGAUGAGGUGAGGGGGCUGGGGAACUGAACAAAGGCAGGGGAGGGUGCGAGUGGCUUUGAGGACAGUAAGUAAAAUAAUCCAAAGGCAGCUAGAGUACAAGUGGCUGGGACAGACUGUGGCUCCCUCUCAAAGCAGGGACAGUCCCCCUGCAGUGGCUGGCGCAGAAGGCAGAGGGUGGCUGGGCUGCCCAGGGGCCAGGCGGGGGGAUGCAGCUGUCCUCCCACACAUCACCCAGCCUGCUCACCAAGAGCUGUUCUGGCAGCCAAGAGUGCCACGCUGGAGCAAGAGAGGCCAUUCCCAGCCAUCACUCCCUGCCCUCCCCUGGCUGUUCACCCAAACCUGCCUCCAUCACCCAGCCUUUCAUGUCCCUGCCUGGGUGUUCUGCUCUAGCAGAGCUAAACUCCCUCCCCAUUGCCACGUGUGUGCAGAGAGUACCCAC